AUGUACCCGUAUGGUGUAUCCAAUACGGCAAUACGGCUAUACGGCUAUACGGCCACACAUCCCCCCCGCCAAGCACUCCGCCAAGCGAUACACCGUCGCACACGCGGAGGAAGCCAUUCCAAUAUCCGCUGCUUGGCCAGCCGCGGACCUGCCCCUGGCCGCUGCUGGAUCGCAGAUGCGUCGCAACUCUCUGCGACCGUCUGCCUCUACGCUGGCUGUCUGCGCCAGGGCCGCGUCGUCAGUCCGUGGUGUGAUUCGAUAUGCAAGCAUACCGUCUACGCCUCUCUCCUUUCCAUGCUGUAUGAUGCUGGUGGUGAAUGCCGUGACGAUGGCCGUGACGAUGGCCAUGACGAUGGCGAUGAUGACUAUAAUGACGAUAAUGACGAUAAUGACGAUACCAUACCACAAUUGGCCGGCGAUGCAGCGGAAAUGUCGAUCGUCGGCACUAGCAGCCGAUCAUUGGUAUUUUUCUUGUCUUGUCUUGCUGUUUCUCCACAUAUUAUCGAUUUGGUAACUGAUCGAUGGUGA
Molecule: messenger RNA, 528 nt
Organism: Histoplasma capsulatum G186AR
Lineage: Eukaryota; Fungi; Ascomycota; Eurotiomycetes; Onygenales; Ajellomycetaceae
Exons: 1
Coding region: 1-528 (175 amino acids)
Source: RefSeq, a predicted model, not a curated record